ACUUGAAGGCGGGAUUACGACUAAAGCCACGUUUUGACACCACGUAUUUUCUUGAGGUCUGUAUGUAUUAUAACAUAUUGGUAUUUAUAACAACUGUUCAUCUCCCAUAAAAUAUUUCCUUCCACUUAGACCAUGUGCCAGUCAAAUGUGUUGAAAUCAAGAAUUGCAUACAGUAUUAAAGUUUAUGUUCUCAUGUUUUCAAAUGUCACUGAGAUUUGUAAUUCUAUAUUAGAUUUGUGAUUAACUUACCGGACUCACUUUAAUAUUGUCUGCGCAUUAAGUAUACGCGAUGUCGUACUCCGUCAAAUUUUAAUUACCUAGUAUUUCUUUUGAGAUAUAAGUCGACGACCCAUUGUUUCCAACGCAUUUUCCCCUUUAUUAGUUGGUUGGGGUGGUUUUCCUCUUAAACGGUGGUAACUUUGAUCACUCAGAAUUCAGUGGAUAUAGACGUUAUAGGUGUUACCUCUGCCCGACGCUUAGAAAUCUUUAUAUAGACAGGUGACCUUGUCAAUUGCUAACUUAAAACCAUAAGUUAUCGACAUCUUAACAAUAAUAAUUAAUGAUAGUAACGUCAAAAUAAAUUAAAUUUUUAUUAAAUACUUUUAAAAGCUAAUCGAAAGAUAGCGACAGUUUUCGAAAAUGCUCAUCGGGAGGUUAGAAAGUCAUACUGCGAGAUAGAUCAAGCAAGUAGUCAAUGUUAUGUUUAUUCUAGACGAACUACGAUACGCGUUUGGAAUUCCAUCAUGUCUAAAUAACUUUUGCAACUACAGCGGGAUUAUUAAGCCAGAACUAAUUUAGAUAGUGUGUUCAAGUCUUUAACAUUUACACAUCUCCAAAGCAGCAAAACGUCUAGUAUAGUCACGUAUCCAAAUGCAAAUGUUCAUACUACACGUCGCCAAUGCUAAAACGUUUUCAAGUCGAAACUUUCAGAUCAACUUGUGUGUAAACGCUAUGUUGAAAAUUUGAAUGUUAUUCGAAAAUAAAGCUCAGUAACUAGCUCCGAAGAUGGUUGUAUAUCAUGAUCGAAACCUAAUCAUCAACUACAUUCCAACAUCAAUUACAGAUGCUGAUUUGACCAACUUGUUCUCAUCUGUCGGUGCCAUUAAAACUUGCCGGAUAAUUCGAGACCGAAAUAGUGGGUCCAGCUUUGGCUUUGGGUUUUGUGAGUAUGAAGAUUCCGACUCGGCUCAUAAGGCUAUCACACGCUUUAAUGGUUACCGAAUCGCCGAUAAGAUUCUGAAAGUUUCACUAGCUAAGCUGCAAGGACGACUUUGUCAAAGCUCAAAUUUAUACGUUAAAAAUUUUCCACCUACACUCACCGAACACGAUUUGACAACAGAAUUCGGACAGUUUGGUCCUAUUGUUCAGUGUCGUAUAUUGCGUGAUCACGAUACGAAUGUUUCUAAGGGGAGUGCCUACGUACUGUUCGAGAAUCCUGCUGAUGCCGAAGCAGCAAAGCGUUCUCUAGAUGCACGUAUCUGGCCUGGAUCUACAGAUAAUCAGAUGUUGUCUAUAAAGUUUGCCACUCCACCUUAUCGACAAUCGGUUAGUUUGACAAAAUCCAGGAACAACUUCAGAAGACCAUUUUUGCAUCAACAAAAUCUGCGAAACGGUCAGUUAUCUGCUCACUUAUCGCAAUCAAAGCCUCCAGUCCCUGAAGUUUAUACACCCUCCUGUCCACAGUUACCUUACAUUCCUAACAAUUUAUGUACAGCAUUGGCCCAGUCUGUCCAGGGGUCACUAUUGCAGUCUCCUGUUAUCCAACCACAACUAAAUCCACAGGGUCUGUUAUGGAGUAAUGAUUAUCCCAAUACUGAGUAUCAGAACCCCUCUUCUGCCUUAAAUGUAACUUCUGGUUACUUGGCCCCUUACUUCUACUCACAACAACCUUAUCCAAAUCUUUGGCUACCUCUUCAACAGAACUAUCUUAACCAAAUCCCUUUGAAUACUUUAUGUACAAAUCAGUUGGAAAGUUAUGGAAAUUCAGUUCAAGGUUGUCCUAUAAUUACCAACGUUCAAAAUACAUUUUAUCCUGCUUCAAGUCAGCAACAAUCUAAUUUACCUACUAAGAUAUCUGAUGUAACUUGUAAGCAAUCAAACGACUUUUCUCAUUUCGGUCGACCGAAAUCCACUAAAAUUGACAAAAACGAAUCUACAUCUGUAUACAUAUAUAAUAUUGGAAACAUGACUGAAGCACAAAUAUUUGUUCUGUUCUCGCAGUUUGGACCAAUCUUAAAUGUUUCUAUACCGAAAGAUUACAAAACAAAUUCCUCCAGAAACUUCGGUUUCGUUACGUAUAGUAAUUUUCAAAGUGCCCAAAACGCUAUAGAUAUAAUGAACGGAUCACUUUUAUCUGGUAGGCGACUACAGGUUUCAUUUCGUCAAAGUAAAGGAAAGUGGACUAAAUAUGGAAGUCUCAGUAACAGUAAUACUUUGGAAAAACCUGUUUCAAAACAGAAAGGGGACAUUCCAGACUCUGGAUGCCACAGUCCGCAGUUGUCAAGUGAGAAAUUAGAUGUUACUAAUAUUUUACCUUCCAACAAUCUCCAAGUUUCAGAGACGAUCGAGGCACUUGGGAAUUUGAAUAUAUCUAAUGGAAGCAAUAUGGCCUCCUCUAAAGUCUAACAAAACUGUGUAAACUAUACAUCAAAAAGUUAAUUUACUAGACUAUAUGAGCACGAACGUAUUUUUUCUUGUGAAACAUUUACUUCACUAAUUUCAAUACAUUUUCCGUAUAAAUGAAACCAUGUACAUAUAUAUACAAUAUUAAUUUUACUGACGAUAAAUGUUUAUUAUUACG
Messenger RNA from Schistosoma intercalatum, 2800 nucleotides. Lineage: Eukaryota; Metazoa; Platyhelminthes; Trematoda; Strigeidida; Schistosomatidae. The record is from the annotation of a GenBank genome assembly.